Messenger RNA from Eufriesea mexicana, 2630 nucleotides. It is a transcript of the gene Syp, whose product is annotated as synaptotagmin binding cytoplasmic RNA interacting protein. Gene Ontology annotation, molecular function: RNA binding. Lineage: Eukaryota; Metazoa; Arthropoda; Insecta; Hymenoptera; Apidae. The transcript has 12 exons. The record is from RefSeq and is a predicted model, not a curated record. The coding region runs from base 477 to 2468 and encodes 663 amino acids.
ACUAGCAAAGAAGCAAGCAAGCAAAGAAGCAAGCAAGCAAGCAAGCGAGGAAACUGGUUUGGUUUUGUAGGGCUUGCACCACUGCACCGCUCUUUUAGCGAGACAGUCCAUUACGGCUAUGUAGGCACUACAUGAUAUCAAAACGCUGCGCCCGGGCUUACUUCACUUACCGUUACCAUCACUGCAAUAUUAUCGGAACAUUGCAAGUGCCUACAAGACUAAAUUCAUUGCAUUACAAUUUAUCCAAUACAAUCAAGUGUUAAAUGUAAUUUGUAAUAUACAUCAGAAUACACGGUUUCAUAUAACGUGAAAGUGAAGAAAAGUACAUAUAAGUCUAUUUGUGUUAAUAUUGGUGGUAUUUGUAACAUGAAUCUUCUAUCAGUUAAAAGCUUGUGACAGUUUUGUGUGGUAUCUGGUGUUUUGUUUUAUAAUUUGUUCAAAAUUAAUAUUGUGAAGAUUUCAAAUUUUAUACAGCUAUGGCAGAAGGAAAUGGGGAAAUAAAAAUGGAAGAGAAACAGUCUAAGGAGGAAAUGGAAUAUGUAGAAAGAACAGAAGAUUUUUCAAAGUUGAUUCAGUAUGGAUUGGAUGAAAAAGUAGCCGCAAAACUGGAUGAAAUAUAUAAAACAGGAAAAUUAGCUCAUGUAGAUUUGGAUGAAAGAGCAUUAGAUGCUUUAAAAGAAUUCCCUGUGGAUGGGGCAUUAAAUGUACUCACACAGUUUCUUGAAUCUAAUUUAGAACACGUAUCGAACAAAUCUGCAUAUCUUUGUGGUGUAAUGAAAACCUAUAGACAGAAAAGCCGUGCUGGGCAAGGCACUGGUACUAGCACUACUCCAAAAGCACCAGAUGAGGACAAGAUAAAAAUGAUUCUUGAACGCACUGGUUAUCCUUUGGAUGUAACAACUGGACAAAGAAAAUAUGGAGGUCCUCCUCCAAAUUGGGAGGGUCCUACACCAGGAACUGGUUGUGAGGUAUUUUGUGGAAAAAUUCCAAAGGAUAUGUAUGAAGAUGAAUUAAUUCCUCUGUUUGAGAAAUGUGGAAAAAUUUGGGAUUUGAGAUUAAUGAUGGAUCCUAUGGCAGGUUGCAACAGAGGAUAUGCUUUUAUCACUUUUACUAAUAGGGAAGCAGCACAGGAAGCUGUUAGAGUGCUGAAUGAUUAUGAGAUUCGGAAAGGGAAAAAGAUUGGUGUUACCGUAUCUUAUAACAAUCACCGCUUGUUUGUGGGAAAUAUUCCAAAGAAUCGAGACCGAGAUGACUUGUUUGAAGAAUUUACAAAGCACGCACCUGGUCUGACCGAGGUGAUUAUCUACAGUUCCCCGGAUGAUAAGAAGAAAAACAGAGGUUUCUGCUUCUUAGAAUAUGAAUCUCACAAAGCUGCUUCUUUAGCCAAACGAAGACUAAGUACUGGUCGCAUCAAAGUAUGGAGCUGUGAUAUCAUAGUUGAUUGGGCUGAUCCUCAGGAAGAACCCGAUGAACAAACCAUGUCUAAAGUACGUGUUUUGUAUGUGAAAAAUUUGACACAAGAUUGUUCUGAAGAAAAAUUAAAAGAAAAUUUUGAGCAAUAUGGUAAUAUUGAAAGGGUAAAAAAGAUCAAAGACUAUGCUUUCGUUCACUUCGAAGAGAGAGAUAAUGCUGUUAAGGCAAUGAAUGAAUUGAAUGGAAAAGAAAUUGGUGGUUCUCAUAUCGAGGUAUCCCUCGCGAAACCACCAUCUGAUAAAAAGAAAAAGGAAGAGAUGCUACGUGCUAGAGAACGAAGAAUGCAGCAAAUGUACCAGGGUCGAAGCGGAGGUUCUCCAUCGCAUCCAAGUAUGAUGGGAGGACCAAUGCCAGUUCGUGGGCCAGGUCAAGGUCCUAGAGGUACUGGCGCAGGUAUGCGAGGACAGAUGGGACGAGGCGAUUAUGAUUAUGAUUACGACUAUUACGGUUAUGGGGAUUAUCGAGGUGGCUACAGUGAUCCAUAUUAUGAUGACUAUUAUCGAUACGAAGAUUACUAUUUCGAUUACGCGCCGCCUCCGCCACCUGCCAGAGGGAGAGGCAGGCAGCCUCAACCGGCUGGACGUGGCCGUGGAGUAGUGCCGCGUGGCCGAGUCGGUGGCCCCCAAGUCCGUGGGCCAGUCAGGGGGGGACGCAACCCCGCAACUUCAGGGGCUCGUGGGGUCCAGCGGCUGUCCGCUCGUGGGGGGGUCCGCGCCAAGGGAAGUUUACCAGGUGAGGAUGCAGGUAAACGAAAAUUUGACGGGGGUCACCAGAACCAGGGGGAAUGUAAACGUCGCUUCCAGAGCAACUGGGGAAACCAACCCCUCGCCCAACAACCACUGGGCAAUGCGUACGGAUUGGCGAGUGUGAAUGGUGGCAGUGGUGGUGGUGGCGGCGGCGGUGACAUAGGAUUUGGAAGUAGAACCGCCACACUCAGCGGUGUUACCACCGAUGAUCACGAAUGGUAUCAAGACUCCUAUCAGUCAUGGAGCUAACUUCUGCAAGUCUGUGAGUGAACACGCACGCACGCACGCAUCUAAGUACGCACGCAAGCACACACGAUAAAUGAAUUAACGAAUGAACGAUCGAACAAACAAAUAAAUAACGUGUAAUGACUAAACAGCAAAUUGGAGUUACCGUUACGUACAAAGACAGAG